Hydra vulgaris (swiftwater hydra) is the source of this 2809-nucleotide messenger RNA. RefSeq names its product NACHT, LRR and PYD domains-containing protein 12. The record is from RefSeq and is a predicted model, not a curated record. Gene Ontology annotation, cellular component: cytoplasm. Lineage: Eukaryota; Metazoa; Cnidaria; Hydrozoa; Anthoathecata; Hydridae.
UUUCAUAAUAUCCAUAUGUUAAUCAAGCUUGUACUUGAAGAUUAUUACACUUUUGGCAGAAAUGAUUUCUUCUGGUAGUUUUUUUCACCUUUUUGCGAUUCUAUUUGACAUAAAAUUUUUCCUUGAUCUGUAUAUUUUUAUUAGCUCAAUAUCUAUGGGUGAUUAUUUACAGCUGGGCCAUUUGUUAAAAUAGAACUUGCUGUUUUUGGUUGUUGAUACCCAAACCUUUUGUACAAGUUAUAAAAAGUCUUAUAAUAUUGAAUUAAAUCAUAUCUUAUUCUCCUGCUUAAGGAAGUUGGUUGGAGUUUUUUUUAGCCUUUCUUCGUAGGAAGUAAUAUAUAUGUCUUCAUAUAGUUCAACAGCAAGUGCAAAAAAGAUACCUAAAUUAGAUGUGUUAAAUGUAUGUAUUGCACUUAAAACUUUUUAUAAAAAGACUUAUGAGAAAAUUGGAGAACAUCAACCACCAUUAACAACAAACACAAAUGUAAAUAUUUUGAACAAGUUUGUGGAUCUUCAUAUAGUUGAUGCAGUUAAUGUCCGGAAAGAUAUUAUUAUUGCUGAUCGUGAAUAUUAUUGUAAGAAACAAAAAAGUUAUGAAGCUAUUUCAUAUGAUGAGUUAUUUAGUAAAGAAGUAUCUUUAACUUUAAUUACAGGGAUUGCUGGAAUAGGAAAAACAUGGCUGCUACGAAAAUUAUUGCUUGAUUGGUCAAAUGGCACAAUUUUAAACAAUUUUGAUCUUGUAUUUUAUUUGGAUGGCAAAAUGCUUAAUAAUUGCCAUAAUAUUUCUAAUAUAAAUGAUUUACUAAGACAUUUUUACAAAGAUAUUUUACUGGACUUUGACGUUUUUAAACAGUCGACAAUAUUUAUAGUUGAUGAUUUAGAUGAAUAUCAAUAUUUUGAUAACAUUAUAAAGUGUCAAUUUAGUUUAAUGUUGAACUCAGCUAGAAAAUUGUGUGAUUUGUUGACAACAAUUUUAAACAACAAAGUAAUUGUUGCUGGAAGAUUAAAUGCAAUAUGGAACUAUGAAAAUAUAGUUGCAGAUAAAACUAGUAAGUUAAUCAUUCAAGUAAUGGGGUUCAACCAAAAUGCAAUAGACUAUUAUAUAGAAAAAAAUGUUAAUAAUGAAGUAAAAGAAAAUGUUAAAAGAGUUCUUAAAGAAUCUCUGAUUGCAAAAGAAAUGGCAUUUGUUCCUUUUUAUUUAUCUUCAAUCUGUAAAUAUUUUGAACUGAAAAAUAGUAGUAAUUCUAUUUUUUCAACAAUGACAAGUUUGUAUACUAAUAUUUUUUUUUACUUUUGGCAAAAGCACAUCAACAAAAGCAAUGAACCAGUUUAUAAGAUAUUGCAAAAUUGGAAAACUGAAAAGAAAAUUUAUUAUCUUUCUAAAUUAGCGUAUUAUUUUUUCAUUAAUAAUAAAAUAGUUUUUUCUGGGAAAGAAUUUUUUGGAUAUAUGGGCAAUUUUGACCAUAAAAACGAUUUAACAAAUGAUUUUAUUGAAUGUAUUGAAACAAAUCUUGGUUAUCGCUAUCGAUUCGUAAACGUGGCAUUUUUAGAUUUUUGUGCCUCUGUGUAUGUAUAUAAUAACUUAAACAGUGAAGAGAUUAAGUCUAAUAAAAAGUUAUAUAACUUGUAUCCUAUAAUAUGUGGGUUGUUAAAUAGAAACGAAGAAAGCUUUAUACCAUUACUAGCUGACACAAAUUUGAGUGAAAGUAGAUUUAAACCUGAGUCAGAUUAUUAUGAAGAAACAUCUGAAACAAGUCCAACAAAAAUACAGACACCUUUAAUGUAUAUUUUAGAUUUAUUUCCAACGUUCCCAUAUGGUCUUAAGAAAAUAUUCAUGACAUGUUUUUAUGAAUCUCAAGCAACGAUAACAGAUGACAUAAAAGAAUCAAUCGAUAAAAGUUUAUGUCAGAUUUGGAUUCUCAAUAAAACAUUUUAUGAAGUUUCCUGUCAAUUUUAUUUUGUAGAGCAGUUGAUAAAUUCAGGAAAAAAGUUAGAUUAUUUAAUUGUUGGAAAAAGUAAACAUAACAAAGCAAAUUUAACAAAACUUGAAGAAAAGUUAAUAAUGAAAUGUUCAACGAAUGUUGUUAAUGUAACCUUACGAAUUCCACUUAAAAUCGAAUUUUGGAAACCGAUGAAUAAAAUUGAAUCAUUGUUCAUCGACUGUUUUUUAACUCUGAUAUCAAAGGAAGAGUACGAAAAUUUCCUCCCUUGGUUUAAUCUUUGCGAAAAGCUUUUUAUUCAUCUUCACGAAGACACCAAUUUUUUGAAUGAUAUAUAUGAAUGGGUUUCACUUUUGAACCUUAAAAGAUUAGUGAUUUCAUACCGCAAUCACGUUUUCCGAAACCUUAAGAGUUUUAAAGAUUUUUUAAAUAACGCAAAAAAAAUAAGUUCAUAGAAAACGCUUUUAUUUGUGCUUUCGAAUCUUUAUAACUUUUCAUAAGGAUGAAAUAUUAUUUUUUGAAUGGUAAUACUUAUUAAGAUUUUGUAUUUUUAUUAUUUUUUUUUUUUUAAUAUUUUUUCUAACAAAAUGUUUUUCUAUAUAAACUUUUGUGAUCUUCGCAUUGGCAAUUCUGUAGCAUUGUGGGUUAAUUAGUAGAUAAUCUGUACCAUAGCAAUUUUAUAACUUAAUAUAUUUUUAUUUAAAAUUUGACUGCAAAAUAAACCAUUUUAAAAAUUAAAAAAAUAAAAUUAAGUUACAUGGCUUUCACCUGUUAUGUUGUUUCAGUUGGCAAAAUAUGAAAUAAGUAAUUACUUAUGAAAUGUAUGAAAGAAAUUAUGAAAGAAAGUAAUUAUGAAAUUUUACAAAAUU